AGGAAGAAGUAGUUCCGGGGAAGCGCGCUCCAUUCUUCAGAUAAAGGAAGCGCUAGAACUGUGCUGUGAAGACGAUAACCAUUGGGUCCAUUAUUACAGGCUGACAGAUUAAGUCUGAGGCCGGUAACAUCAACAGUGAGGACAAACCCAGCCUGCCACUCUCCUUCCACACUGAGUCCAAACCUACAGUCACUGGGUCCUGAUUGUGACAGUGGAGCCCAGUUUGCUCUGCAGGAUCCAGAGAUGGCAUCAGUGAAGCUGGAAGACUGCAGUCAAACACUGGAGCUGAAUGUCAACAUUAAAGAUGAAGAGGAGGAGAAAUCUGUUUCACUUAGACAACUGGAAUUAAGUCUGAGGCCGGUAACAUCCACAGUGAGGACAAACGCAGGCCUCCUCUCUCCUUCCACACUGAGUCCAAACCUACAUUCACUGGGUCCUGAUUGUGACACUGGAGACCAGUUUGCACUGCAGAAUCCAGAGAUGGCAUCAGUGAAGCUGGAAGACUGCAGUCAAACACUGGAGCUGAAUGUCAACAUUAAAGAUGAAGAAGAUAAGAUUGUGAAAUCUCUUUCUCAUGGAGACCAUGUUGAAACAUUAUCGACAUCCAGAGAACAACAGCAGGAAGAUCACAGAGCUAAGAGGUCUCAUCAUUGUCCACAUUGUGAGGAGAAUUUUUCAAUUCUAUCAAAGCUAAAAUUACAUGUAAAAAUACACACAGGAGAGAAUCUGUUUUCCUGUACUGACUGUGGGAAGAAUUUCACAACAUCAAAGGCUCUGACAGUUCAUCAGAGAGUGCACAGAGGAGAGAAGCCUUAUUCCUGCUCUGACUGUGGGGCGAGUUUCUCUCAACUGGGCACCUUAAAAAGACAUGAACGUAUACACACAGGAGAGAAGCCUUACUCCUGCUUUGACUGUAGGGCGAGUUUCUCUCAACUGGGCGACUUAAAAACACAUGAACGUAUACAUACAGGAGAGAAGCCUUACUCCUGCUCUGACUGUGAAAAAUGCUUCAAAAGAUCAACUGCUCUAAAAGUUCACCAAAGAAAUCACACAGGAGAAAAGCCUUACUCCUGCUCUGACUGUGGAAAGAGUUUCUCUCAACUGGGCGACUUAAAAACACAUGAACGUGUACAUACAGGAGAGAAGCCUUACUCCUGCUCUGACUGUGAAAAAUGCUUCAAAACAUCAACUGAGCAAAAAGUUCACCAGAGAACACACACAGGUGAGAAGCCUUACUCCUGCUCUGAUUGCGGAAAGAGCUUCUCUCAACUGGGGGACUUAAAAACACAUGAACGUAUACAUACAGGAGUGAAGCCUUAUUACUGCUCUGACUGUGGAAAGAGUUUCUCUCAACUGGGCCACUUAAAAACACAUGAACGUAUACAUACAGGAGUGAAGCCUUAUUCCUGCUCUGACUGUGGAAAGAGUUUCUCUCAACUGGACAACUUAAAAAGACAUGAACGUGUACAUACAGGAGUGAAGCCCUACUCCUGCUCUGACUGUGGAAAGAGUUUCUCUAAACUGGACAACUUAAAAAGACAUGAACGUAUACAUACAGGAGUGAAGCCUUAAUCCUGCUCUGAUUGUGUAAAAUGCUUCACAACAUCAACUGAGCAAAAAGUUUCACCAGAGAACACACACAGGUGAGAAGCCUUACUCCUGCUCUGAUUGCGGAAAGAGCUUCUCUCAACUGGGGGACUUAAAAACACAUGAACGUAUACAUACAGGAGUGAAGCCUUAUUACUGCUCUGACUGUGGAAAGAGUUUCUCUCAACUGGACAACUUAAAAAGACAUGAACGUGUACAUACAGGAGUGAAGCCCUACUCCUGCUCUGACUGUGGAAAGAGUUUCUCUAAACUGGACAACUUAAAAAGACAUGAACGUAUACACACAGGAGAGAAGCCUUAAUCCUGCUCUUAAUGCGGUAAGAGUUUCUCCCGAUUGGGCAAUGUAAAGACACCACCGGAUACACACUUGACUGAAGCCUUAUCAAAGCACUGACUGUGAGAAGAGAUUCUACAGGCCAUUUAAAAAGACACCAAUGUACACAUAAAGGAGAGAAGCCUCAUCAGUUUUCUCAGACCAGCUAAGAUUAGACACUCCACUUCAUUCUCAUGUCAUUAAAUAAUUGGCAACAUUGAAUUGGAUCAAAUGAAGCGUAGAACACUCUAUUGUAAAAAAAAAACAUUAAGGACACCUGCUCUUUCCAUGACAGACUGACCAGGUGAACCCAGGUGGGCUAAGGAAUGAAAACACUGGAUACUGAAAAUUGUAAAACUGUUGCCUGGUCUGAUGAAUCCCUGUUCCUGCUGUUUCAUGCUGAUGGGAGGACUGGGGGAGGAAACCACAAGGACAUACAUCCAGUGGUGGAAAAAGUACCUAACUGUCAGACUGAGUGAAAGUAAUGAAACCUUAAUAGAAAAUGACACAAGUAAAAGUGAGUUACUCAGUAAAAUACUACUUGAGUAAAAGUCUAAAAGUAUUUGGUUGUAAAUAUACUUAAGAAUCAAAAGUAAAAGUGUGAAUCAUUUCAAA
Molecule: messenger RNA, 2536 nt
Organism: Oncorhynchus nerka (sockeye salmon)
Lineage: Eukaryota; Metazoa; Chordata; Actinopteri; Salmoniformes; Salmonidae
Product: zinc finger protein OZF-like
Exons: 4
Coding region: 244-1572 (442 amino acids)
Biological process (GO): regulation of transcription by RNA polymerase II
Cellular component (GO): transcription regulator complex; PcG protein complex; chromatin
Molecular function (GO): DNA-binding transcription factor activity, RNA polymerase II-specific; RNA polymerase II cis-regulatory region sequence-specific DNA binding
Source: RefSeq, a predicted model, not a curated record